Molecule: messenger RNA, 387 nt
Organism: Rotaria sordida
Lineage: Eukaryota; Metazoa; Rotifera; Eurotatoria; Philodinida; Philodinidae
Source: the annotation of a GenBank genome assembly
AUGAUUGAUAUUCGUCUUUUAAUUAAAGAUAAAGAUGAUAAUUAUCAACCAGGAAUACGUUCUCUAGGACCAAUAUUUUUAUCUAUUGUCUAUUAUGGAUAUGGUUUGAUCGUUGUAUAUCAAUAUCAUCAUUUGGGAAUAUAUGUUUUUGCUUGGUUGAGUUUUUUACAAUAUAUAUUUUUAUGUGUAGAAAUUUUUUCAACUAUUCUCGUUAUGAUAAAACAUCCAUCACCUGAUAAACAAAUGGAAAUUGCUUUUCUUAUUAAUUUAAGCAUUACAAUGAUAUCUAUAUUUCAAGCAAUAUUAAUGUGUAUUACAUUUAAACUUACGUUCAAAUUGUUCCAUUUGAUUCAAAUUUUUAAACGUGAUGUUCUCGAACAAAUGUAA